CUUUGAGCCAGCCACCAUUCUUCUCAAUCAUGGGAAUGGCCCCGCGAUGGUCAGGGUGUCCGUACAACAUCACCGACUUGCCACGACUGGCGAGGUCGGCUGCAAAGGCACAUCCGCAAGGUCCUGCGCCGAUGAUGGUCACCGCUGGGGAGAGAUCAAAGUUAUCAACCGCCAUAUUGUUGCUACCGUUGGGUCCUAUGAGGAUGUCUGAAAAGGAGAAGAGAAUGCUGUGAGCGAAUGGUUUGAUGUGCUCCUCGGAUUCGAGAAGGAUUGCGCUGGUUAUAUAGUCACCUCAUCUGCAGAUCAAUAACCCUAAGUUGGAUACCCAUCUUCCUGAAAAUACCGACAUAUCACUCCGGCUCCGGUUGACCGACCUCCUCCACCAAUAUCCUCUCACACCACCCGGGUGAACCAUGUUAAACUCGCGCGAUGCAAAUCGUCUUCACCCGCCCCCACACGUCCCUAACGCAUCUCAUGGGCCCAGCGUCAAUCAUCCUGUUCCUGUUUAUUAUCGUGGUAUCUAGGUUUUGGAACUUCAAAUCGCCCGAUAAGAUCGUUCUGCGCGGAUCUUUCCACGCGCGGCGGAGAAUCAGCCUUGCGUGUGAUUCCAAGUCGACGGAAAUUGGCUGUAUGGGAACUCCAUUACGCAACACCGUCAGAUGAAGAUCAUCCUGAGAAAUUUGCGGAUCGCGUCAUCAACAAUAUCCCACUGAUGAUCGGCGUAGCAUAUUUGGACUUCUUCUUCUAAGAUCAUACUUAGCACUGCUUGGUGGGAUGC
Molecule: messenger RNA, 778 nt
Organism: Aspergillus candidus
Lineage: Eukaryota; Fungi; Ascomycota; Eurotiomycetes; Eurotiales; Aspergillaceae
Exons: 1
Coding region: 430-663 (77 amino acids)
Source: RefSeq, a predicted model, not a curated record